CAGCAGCCAGCCGUGGCCGGGCCUGGGCCGGUCCACCGGAGAAGGUUCUGAUCGUUCCCAGAUACGAUCCCGGGGUCGCACCGACCAUGCUACGGCUACUGUCGGUGGCGAGCUUGUUCCUGCUGGCCAGCGCAGUGAGGCGAGGCGUGCUGGACUUCGGCUACGAGCCCUGCGAGGGGAGAUACGUCGGCAAUGGCUACUAUAACCUGGCCGGCGAGAGGUCGUACAACCGUCAGGUGGAGCUGGUCUGUGACUUCAGGAGAUCCAGGAGCUACGAUAGAGUGACGGAUAUCGCCUGGAUAAAGCUGGAUGACUACGGCACCUGCCGGAGAGCAGAGGCCAUCAGAGGAAGGCCCACUGUCAUCUCACGUCGUGACAAGUCGGUCCUCACCAUCCCACUUCACGACACCAGAGACCACGGCGUCUACCGCUGCUUCGGCACUGUUCGCUCCGGUUACAACAGGAUCGACCGGCGGGUCGUCUAUAUGGACGUGCCCUUCCUGCCCAGGAGCUACAGAUACGCGCCAGACUUCUAUUGAACGCUACUGUGCAAGAUCAUUAUUUUCUCCAAUAACGCUGAAAACAUGGAAAAUGCAAAUAAACUGAUUACCGAU
Messenger RNA from Amphibalanus amphitrite, 614 nucleotides. RefSeq lists its product as uncharacterized. The transcript is spliced from 3 exons. Bases 87 to 539 code for a protein of 150 amino acids. The record is from RefSeq and is a predicted model, not a curated record. Lineage: Eukaryota; Metazoa; Arthropoda; Thecostraca; Balanomorpha; Balanidae.